AUGGCCUCGCGGGCUCCCCCGCGCUCGCGCCCGCUGCUCUGCACCCUCCUCUGCAUUUGUCUGGGCGUCGCGGGGGCGCAUCCCGACGGCGCGGGAUCGUGCGGCUCGCCAUGGAUCGGCCACGGCCGCAGCCUGUCGCAGUCGCCGGACGGGGGCUACACGUGCGAGGCGCUGGACGCGGAGGGGCGAUGGCUGGCCAGACCGUCCCCUGGGCAGGAGAUUUUUGUGAGGGUGAGGGGUUUCCUUGAGCCCCUGGAGGGCUUCCAGAUUGUGGCCAAUGGGAACGGUACGUUCCACGACUUACCGCAAGGCACCAAGUUCAACACAGAGCACUGCGACGAACCUGGCAGGGUGACACACACCGACAGGAACAACAAGAAGGAAGUAAUGGUGCCAUUCAAGGUGUCGGAGCAGGCCACGUUCGUGAAUUUCACCUGUUACGUAGUCAAAGACUUCGAGCAUUGGUACGAAUUGUACUCCGGACACCUUGCAACCGAAGCCAACGAUUCGGUCAGCGAUGUGCCCAAGUACUGCAGUCAAGGUUCACCCCUCGAUGGCUACGAUUGCGUGCAGCAGCUCUCACAGUAUUUUGCAUUGCACUGGAGAAUUGGUGGCAAAGCAGUGGGCCCACAGGCCCUCUCUGACACAAGGCAGCCACUCAGCAAUGGAGAAAUCGCAUUUGCAAUGAGGGGGCUGACGCCAGGUUGGGUCGGAAUGGCCUUCGCAAGGGCGGAAGGGAGGAUGGCCCCAGCCGAUGGUGUUGUGGGUUGGCUCUCUGAAGGAUUGCCAAAUGUGAAGCCAUACAUCAUACAGCACAAGAACCUUCAUCUGGGAGAUGAAGACCCAACAAUUGCACUGCACAACAUAAGUGCAACCGAGGAGAAUGGGUACACAACAAUUGAGUUCACAAGGAUCAUGCAAGCUGGACGGGUGCGAAUCUGUCCAACCAAGACCAUGUUUGUGAAUUUCGCAAUAGGUAGAGAGGACGGACUGACAAACCACCACCACAGGGGCAGAGGAUGGGUCAGGAUUACUUUCGACUUGGAGGGGCCAUCUCAUGAGUACUACCAUGACUUGCACGGCCUGCUGAUGGUGAUCGCGUGGAUUGGAGUGCUGCCACUGGCCAUGGUCACGGCACGGCACAAGUGGGCACUUGUGUCACUGGGUCCAACUGGCUGGUUCCAUCUGCACCACCUCAUCGUGCUGAUCGCCAUGGCGCUGAUGCUGGCGUCACUGCUGGUCGCAACCUUGAAUUUUGAUGUGCCCUACACGGUGCCUGGGCAGCUGCACAAAUAUGCUGGGAUCGUGGUCAGCGUCCUGCUCAUGGUCCAAGUCACCUUGGGCAUCACGAGGCCCGCUCCCCAUCACCGCUUUCGAUGGGUGUUUGAGCUGUGCCACCAUUGGCUGGGCCGGACCCUUGUGACUUCUGGUGUGGUUAUGGCGUACCUUGGGGCGAAUGCACUGAACGCCCUGCUGGACGAGGACGUUACAGGAUGGGUGGUGGCAAUAACGUGCCUUGUCAUCCUCCACCUCGGGGUGAACGUCGUGGCAGAGGUGAGGAAGCACCAGCAGGAGCGCAAGGGCCAGUGGAGCGAAAUAAGGCUGACCACCCUGGUCUCGGCCAACAUGGCAUACACGCCUGUAGAGUGA
Molecule: messenger RNA, 1650 nt
Organism: Ostreobium quekettii
Lineage: Eukaryota; Viridiplantae; Chlorophyta; Ulvophyceae; Bryopsidales; Ostreobiaceae
Source: the annotation of a GenBank genome assembly